This is a messenger RNA of Paramormyrops kingsleyae, 6530 nucleotides long. RefSeq names its product myotubularin-related protein 5. Gene Ontology annotation, cellular component: cytoplasm; membrane. The record is from RefSeq and is a predicted model, not a curated record. NCBI's taxonomy places the organism in Eukaryota, Metazoa, Chordata, Actinopteri, Osteoglossiformes, Mormyridae. Gene Ontology annotation, molecular function: guanyl-nucleotide exchange factor activity.
CCGUACCGACACUAUGGCGUCGCUACGCCGCUGGGAGGAUGCUGCUGCCGGCCGAGUCUAUCUCGCUGUACGGCUGUGAAGGCGCACGCAAAGCGGACGGGAGAGCAGCGCAGCUGGGCCGCACGCCGUCGGCAUGGCCAGGCUGGCCGACUACUUCGUAGUGGUCGGGUACGAGCACGACAAGCAGGGGGGUGGUGACGGCCAAGGCCGCAUUCUCCAGAGGUUUCCUGAGAAAGACUGGGAGGACAACCCUUUUCCCCAGGGAGUCGAGCUGUUCUGCCAGCCCAGUGGAUGGCGCCUGGUCUCUGAGAGGCUGGAACCCUCCUUCUUUGUGGCUGUGCUGACGGACAUCAACUCCGAUCGCCAGUACUGUUCCUGCUUCACAUUCUGGGAGGAGGCUGAUGGCAUGCAGGCCCAGAAGAGCCUCCUCAGUGAGGGAGAUGAUGACGACGACGGUAACAUGCGGCCCGGACGGCUUUUCGCUCCCAAGAGCUUGGUCCUGGUGUCGCGGCUGGACCACGCGGAGGUCUUCAGGAACUGCCUGGGGCUGAUCUACACCGUGCACACGGACGGCGUCAGCGUCGCCUUGGAGACGCUGAUCGGAAACCUGCUGACGUGCUGCAUUCCUCUGGCGGGCGGGUCCCAGCUUGACCCGCAGUCGGAGGAGGAACAUGUGAGGACCAUAACCCUCGGCGCAGGCGACCGGCAGGUGAUCCAGACCCCAAUUAGCGCCUCCCUCCCCGUCAGUGGCUGCAGCGUGGCCCUGCUCUUCAGGCAGCUGGGAAUUAUCAACGUUCUGUAUCUGUUCUGUGCCGCUCUCACGGAACACAAGAUCCUGUUCCUGUCAAGUAGCUACCACCGCCUCACUGACGCCUGCCGGGGUCUUCUGGCCAUCAUGUUCCCACUGAAGUACUGCUUCACAUACAUUCCCAUCCUGCCCGGGAAGCUUCUAGAAGUUCUCAGCACUCCUACACCCUUCAUUAUUGGGGUCAACUCUUUCUUCCGCUCCGAGACCCAGGAGCUGCUGGAUGUUAUCAUCGCCGACCUGGACGGCGGCACGGUGACCAUCCCGGAGUGUGUCCACAUUUCACAGCUUCCCGACCCCCUCCUGCACCAGACUCAGGCUGCACUCUCCAUGGUGCUGGAUCCCGAGCUGGAGGUGGCGGACCACGCAUUCCCUCCAGCCUCCUUGCAGCCCUCCGCCCUAAAGAUCCAGGAUAAGGAGAUCCGCGCUGUCUUCCUGUGGCUCUUCACUCAGCUCCUCCAUGGGUACCGCUGGUGCCUGCACAUCAUCCGGAUCAACCCAGAACCCAUCAUCCGCUUCCACAAGGCCGCCUUCCUGGGCAAGCGCUCCCUCGUGGAGGAUGACUUCCUGAUGAAGGUCCUGGAUGGCAUGGCCUUUGCUGGCUUUGUGUCCGAGAGGGGGUCUCCUUACCGGCCCAUCGAUAUUUUUGACGAGCUGCUCCGUAACCAUGCAGAGCGCUUCUGUCUGAAGGGAGGCAGUCCUCGCCAACUGACGGCCCACAUCAAGGAGCUGACUGAGAAGCUCUUCAAAAACGAGAACCCGUACCCGGCUGUGGCCAUGCGCAGGAGCCAGCGGCAGAGCGAGGGCACCCCGGUGCCCCCCCAAUCCCAGCCCUCCGCCUUCCCUCACCUGGACGAGGUCGCGGUGCAGCUCUUCAUUGACCACGCCACCGCCAAGCUGAAGGCCGCCCCGCCCAUCGUCAAGGCCGAGAUGAAGUGCAUGGUGCCCUCCGGACCUUCUCCGGGUGACGCCACGGAGAAGAACGGGAGCGUGCUCGCUAACAGCGCCAGGAGGCUAGAGGUGGUCAGGAACUGCAUCGCCUACAUUUUUGAAAAUAAGUUGCUGGAGGCCAAGAAGCUGAUGCCGGCCGUCAUGAGAGCCCUAAAGAGUCGCGCAGCCCGGCUUUGCAUGACCCAAGAGCUGAACCAGCACGUGCUGCAGAACCGGGCCGUGCUGGAUGACCAGCAGUUCGACUAUGUGGUCCGGAUGAUGAACUGUACUCUGCAGGACUGCUCAAACAUGGACGAGCACGAAAUAGCAGCUGCCCUCCUCCCGCUGGUCACAGCCUUCUGCAGGAAACUGGGAUCAGGCACCACGCAGUUUGCCUACUGCUGCGUCCAGGAGCAUGCGGUGUGGGCCAACAUGCAGUUCUGGGAGGCCAUGUUCUACAGUGACGUCCAGAACCACAUCCGGACCCUCUACCUUGACUUCAAGGAGAACGAGCUGCCUGGUCCGGAGCCGAGUGAGGGUUCUGAAGAGGAGCGUGGGGCCCUGGAGAUCGCCUCGGAGCAGCGGAGGCUCUGGCCCACCUUCAGCAAGGAGAAGCAGCAAGAGCUGGUGCAGAAGGAAGAGAGCACUGUGUUCAGCCAGGCCAUCCACUACGCCAACCGCAUGAGCUACCUCCUGCUGCCCCUGGACACCAGCAAGAACCGCCUGCUGCGCGGCUCUGGGCUGGGCGAUGCAGAGAGCGUCACCAACAGCUAUGUAACCAACAGCAUCGCUGGCAGCAUGGGCGAGAGCUACGACACGGAGAGUGGCUUCGAGGACGCAGAGGGCUCGGACGUGGCCAACGUGGUCGUGCGCUUCAUCACUCGCUUCGUGGACAAGGUGUGCACCGAGAGCGGGGUCACCAAUGAGCAUCUGAAGUCUCUGCACAUCAUGAUCCCGGACAUUGUUCAGAUGCAUAUAGAGACCCUGGACGCGGUCAACAGGGAGAGUAAAAGGCUUCCCCCAAUUCAGAAGCCCAAGCUGCUGAGCCCCACUCUGCUGACUGGUGAGGAGCUGGUGAUGGAGGCCAUGAGGGUGUACCUACUGCCCGACGGGCGGGAGGAGGCUACCAGCGCCAUGGGGGGGCCGCCCUUACUGCCGGCCGAAGGGGCCAUCUUCCUCACCAGCUACCGGCUCAUUUUCACGGGCACCCCAGUGGACCCCCUGGUGGGGGAGCAGGUGGUGACCCGUACCUUCCCCGUCGCCUCCCUCACCAAGGAGAAGAAGAUCGCCGUCAGCAUCUCAAUGGAUCAGUUAAUUCAAGAAGGUCUGCAGCUGCGGUCCUGCACCUUUCAGCUGAUGAAGAUUGCCUUUGAUGAGGAGGUGGCCUCGGACCUGGCGGAAGUCUUCCGGAAGCAUUUGCACAAGCUCCGCUACCCACAGAAUGUCCGCGGCACCUUCGCCUUCACCGUGGGCCAGGCUGGCGGAAUGGUGGUGGAGCAGAAGAGCAAGGAGAAGAACCAGACGUUUAACUCUUGGCAGACAAGCGAGUUUCUACAGGGCUUCAAGCUGGGUCACACCCUGGGCCGUGUGGGCCACUCGACCGCAGCUCUGUCCAAGAACCUGAUGAAAACUGCCAAGAAGACCAUUGGGCGGCAGUAUGUGACUCGGAAGAAGUACACGCCUCCCACCUGGGAGCAACGUAGCAGCUUCCAGUCGCAGUUGGAAGAAGAUGAGAUCUCAGUUUCUGAGGAGCUGGACCAGAACCCUCACACCCUUUCCUCCACCAUGAAGCCAGUGGACCGGCAGACCAUGAGCAACGUGGUUGAGCGGGCCUGUUGCCGUGACUACCAGCGGCUUGGUCUGGGCACGCUCAGUAGCAGCCUGACCCGCUCCAAGAAUGAACCCUUCCGCAUCUCCACGGUGAACCGCAUGUACACCGUGUGCAGGAGCUAUCCGGGGCUGCUGAUCGUACCCCAGAGCAUCACGGACGCCACCAUCCAGCGGAUUUCACGCUGCUACAAACAGAACCGCUUCCCUGUGGUCUGCUGGAGGAACUCCCGCUCCAAGGCUGUGCUCCUACGCUCAGGCGGCCUCCACGCUAAAGGGGUGGCCGACUUCUUCAAGACCCCCAACGCACCGAGUGCCGCAGGCCCCUCACAGACGGACUCCAUCAGCCUGGAACAGGAGAAGUACCUGCAGGCCAUAGUCUCGUCCAUGCCCUCGUAUUCGGAGAGCAGCGGCAGGAACACGCUGAGCAGCUUCACCCCGGCCGCCACCAGCAGCUCCGACGCCUCCGACAAGCUGAGGCAGCCUAAGAUUGGGGCCCUGAUGAAGCAGGUGAUGGGAAGCAGGGAGGACGUGCCCAGUGGCUUCGGCAAGGGAGGUAAAAGAGCAAAGAUCAUCUCUUACUAUCAUCCUAGAGCUUCGGAGAUCAGCCAGAACUCUGCCCGAGGAAAAUGGGGCAGCAUCCGGGGCACGGGGCAGAUUGCCCAGCUGGCAGGGAGGGACCCUCCCCAGGCCAAUGGCAGCCCUGCCGACACCCACUUUCUGCACCCCCAGAGGUCCUACCUCUACAUCAUUGGAGACAAGUCUCAGCUGAAGGGCUCCAAGCAGGACCAGUUCCAGCAGUGGGAGGUGGUUCCCAUCGAGGUGUUUGACGUGCGGCAGGUGAAAACCAGCUUUAAGAAGCUGAUGAAGGCCUGUGUGCCCAACAGCGUGUCCUUCGACCCCAAUACGGCCUACUACCGGUGCCUCGAGGAGUCCGAGUGGAUGUGCUUGCUUCACAAGAUCCUGCAGGUGUCUGUGCUGGUGGUGGAGCUGCUGGACACAGGCUCCUCCGUCAUGGUCAGCCUGGAGGACGGCUGGGACAUCACCACACAGGUGGUGUCGCUGGUCCAGCUCCUGUCGGACCCGUACUACCGCACCUUCGACGGCUUCAGGUUGCUGGUGGAGAAGGAGUGGCUGUCAUUUGGCCACCGAUUCAGCCAACGCGGGGCGCAGACGCUGGCCGGCCAGAGUGGCGGCUUCACGCCCGUCUUCCUGCAGUUCCUGGACUGCGUCCACCAGAUCCAUCUUCAGUUUCCCAUGGAGUUCGAGUUCAGUCAGUACUACCUGAAGUUCCUGGCCUAUCACUACGUUUCCAACCGCUUCCGGACCUUUCUGCUGGACUCAGACUAUGAGAGAAUAGAGCUGGGUGUGAUGUUUGAAGAAAAGGGUGAAAAGAGAGGACCUCAGACUUUCAAAUCAGUCUGGGAUUAUAUCGAGCGACUCAAUAAGAAGACCCCCAUCUUCUUCAACUACAUGUUUGCCCCUGAGGAUGGAGAGGUGCUAAAGCCGUACAGCUGCAUCUCCAAUCUGAAACUGUGGGACUUCUACACGGAGGAGACCCUGUCGGAGGGCCCUUCUUAUGACUGGGAGCUGGUGCAGAGCCGGCCGGAGCAGCAGCCGGACGCUGAGAGGCCAGAGAAGGCGGUGUGCGUGUCCCGGCGCCGGGUAGUGUGGCCCUGCUAUGACUGCCACAGCAGGGUGCUGCCAGACGCUAUUACCAAACUCUUACAGGAGCUGCAGUCCCUUGAGAUGGAGCUGGGAAAGGUCCCAGAGAAGUGGAAGGACACCUGGGAUAAGAUCAAGUCCACGCAGCGUGCAGAGAGCAGGCUGGAGAGCAGGGCCUCCUCUAGAUCACUGCUCAUGUCCUCCAACAUCAGCCACCAGCGGCGGGCCCAGGGGGCGUGUCUCCAUGACAGCAUGAUGGGCUCCAGCAUCAACCUGGCUCUGGAGGCAGAAGGCGGCGUUGGCUCCUCCUCCGCGGGAAACCUUGGCAGCCGGCCCAGCACCAGCACACUGUACAGCCAGUUCCAGAGCACAGAGAGUGAGAACAGGUCGUUUGAGGGCAUCCUGUAUAAGAAGGGGGCUCUGCUGAAGCCAUGGAGACCACGCUGGUUUGUGCUUGACAAGACGAAGCACCAGCUGCGGUACUAUGAUAAUCGACAGGACAGGGAGUGCAAGGGUGUGAUAGACCUGGCGGAGGUGGAGUCCAUGGUGCCAGGGACGCCAACCAUGGGGGCCCCCAAAAACAUUGAUGAGAAAGCCUUCUUUGAUCUAAAGACCACCAAAAGGGUGUACAACUUCUGUGCCCAGGACAGCCUGAAUGCACAGCUGUGGAUGGACAAUGUGCAGAGCUGUCUGUCGGACGCAUGAUGGGUGCUGGCUGCAGUGGAGGACCCAGAAUGCACAAUGUCUGCAGGAAGGAGUACGUGAUGCCGACAGACACGUCUGCCGGCCAAUCACAGGCCCCCAGAGCAGUAGAGAGGGGAGGGGCCUUCCUGUGUGACAGUGUUCAGUAUUGCCGGCAUUAAGCUGUCGAUGCAUAAUCACGCCUCAGUUUUUAUUUCUAUUUUUAUUUAUAAAAAUCGCUCUAAGGUUACGUAUGUUACAAAGAUGACUCCUGCCGGAAACCUCUCCAGAUGGCCGCUGUUUGCACUGGGAAUUUACCGUCCGAUCUGUGGGACUGAAGUGAGGUUCUGCCUGGACCCGGACUGCCUGUCCUGCGAGAGAGCCCUCUGUGGGGUUCCGUCACCCAGGCUAUGCUUUGGUUCCGCAGGCACACAGGCUGGACUCUGCAGGGCUGAGAUGUUCUGCAGAUGGUUGAGGAAGCUUUUAAGGCAAACGCUGAUUCGCAGUUUCGAAUGUUUAUGGGGUGUAAUUUAUGGGAGACAUACCACAUGGUCAUUUCUUCAGUGUGCAUUUGUUUACAAAGCUGUUGUCAGUUAGAUAAUUUUGUUGGUGAUGGGGGGGG